AUGGCAUUGAAAUUCGCCUUAGUUGGAUCUACAAUGGCCCUCGCGGGUUACACAACAUACAAAUACAUGGCGAAACCCAAUCCAAGCAUUUUUACCGAGAAGAGUUUUUACGAUGAAGCAUUGGUAUUGGCACGUGGCUACAAGCCUAUUACUGAUAAACUAAUAGAACCCAUUAAACCGCUAAAAAUUGAUACAUCCAAUGAAUUCAAUAAAUUAACGCUUCUCAGUGCACAGUUUCAACUGCCCAUUCGAGGUGCACAACGAUCAGGUACACUCUUUUGUUAUGCAACAAGAAAUUCGUUGGAUGACGAAUGGCACGUUGAUAAAUUAGAAUUUAAAGCGAACAAUCAACCGAAUCGGUUCCCCUUCUAUGAUCGAGCGUUGCGACGUGUUCCGACACCUACUGAACAAGCUCUGAUAGAUUACAAGAAAGAACUGCAAGAAAAACAAGCGAGAAAUCUAGCGGCGAUACCUACUACAUCGGCAUCCGUUUGA
Molecule: messenger RNA, 495 nt
Organism: Adineta ricciae
Lineage: Eukaryota; Metazoa; Rotifera; Eurotatoria; Adinetida; Adinetidae
Source: the annotation of a GenBank genome assembly